AUGGACGUGAACAGUGCUCGCGUGGAGAGGCUCCGCCGUGUCAACCGCUACAAGGCGGUGCAAGCGGAACUUGCCCUUCAGCGGGAAGAGGAGGAGAUCCGGGCAAGUCGGGAAAGAAAGAUGAACGCCGCUGCUCGCGACGAGGCGCUUGCAAAGCAGCUAGCAGAGGAGCAGCGUCUCGAAUUACUGGACACCAAAAUGCUUCAACUUGUUCGCGAAUUUCCGGAGCUGCGGAACUUGGAGGCGCAGCUAAAACA
This is a messenger RNA of Trypanosoma cruzi, 257 nucleotides long. RefSeq lists its product as uncharacterized. The transcript has a single exon. Lineage: Eukaryota; Euglenozoa; Kinetoplastea; Trypanosomatida; Trypanosomatidae. The record is from RefSeq and is a predicted model, not a curated record. The annotation marks the transcript as partial.